Selaginella moellendorffii is the source of this 766-nucleotide messenger RNA. Its product is annotated as ran guanine nucleotide release factor. The record is from RefSeq and is a predicted model, not a curated record. Gene Ontology annotation, cellular component: nucleus. Gene Ontology annotation, biological process: protein import into nucleus. NCBI's taxonomy places the organism in Eukaryota, Viridiplantae, Streptophyta, Lycopodiopsida, Selaginellales, Selaginellaceae. The coding region runs from base 37 to 627 and encodes 196 amino acids. Gene Ontology annotation, molecular function: small GTPase binding; guanyl-nucleotide exchange factor activity. The transcript has 8 exons.
GCUCCAUCAAGAACCCUAGAAAAUAUUUUAGGGUUUAUGGAACGCAUUGCAGAGCAGCCCCUGUUCGGAGGCGCGAUCAGCUGCUCACUGCCCACGAGAUUCCAGACCGUGAGCAACAUCAGGGAGGUUCCAGAUAAUCAGGAGGUUUUUGCGGAUGCAUCACGCGACGAGAGCGUGAUUGUGGAGCUUCUGGAGCUCAAGCCAGAGAUUCCGGAUGAGCAAAGCGCGUCAUGGUUCUUGCAAGAUCUUGCGAGCGAACAGGACGCUCUUAUGGAAAUGGAAAGCGUGAGCCAGCUCCAGCCAGGAGAUGUUCCUUUCCUCGAUCCAUCGAUUGUCAAAGGCGUCGCGGUUGGAAAACUGAAAGUCUCCAAAUCCAGGCAAAGUGCCGACGCUGCUAACAUCGUGAGAAUUUAUAUGGCGAAUCUGAGGCUGCGGAGCGUGAAAACUGAUGUUCUAAUCUCCGUCUACGAGCCACUUUACAUAAGUGCUCUUAGCGAAAGCGCUGCAUCGGGUGGAUCGGGAUUCGCAGUUCCAGCGGCUGUGGCUGGCUGUUCUUCCGCGCUGGAAGUCUUCCAGACGAUCCUUAGAACACUCAAAGUUCACGACUGGGCACUCUUCGUAAACUAAAAAUUCGAUCGAUCUUUGGCAGUGAUUUCGAGCGACACAAUGGUGGCAAUAGAGCGAGAUUCGAUCAAUCUCUUCCAAAGUUUUCGAGCGAGACAAUCGUAGCAAUACACUUCGUCGCGAAGAAACACGAUUUUUACCA